AUGCAUCCCACAGUUGACCUUGCUCGUAGCCCACUCUUCCAACUUCGAUCCGAUAGCCUCUCAUGGCAAGCCCGUAUCGCAUUAUCGUACGAUAGGGCCCGAGCCAUUGCCAAGAUAUAUGAACUCACCGUCGACGACAUCCUCCACGUAUCGCCUCGAUAUUGGCUAUUUCACACGGAUCCCAUUCUCGUUAUGGAUGGAUCUGUCGCAACCUUACUCACGAUUCACUUUAACCUUUGCAUCGGCACCUUGGCCAUGUUUGUUUCUGCGAGAUCCGAUUUGGUGAAGACCAUUGAAGAACUUCUACGCUUUGAGAUAACCGGGCAAUACUGUCUGACGGAGCUCGGGCAUGGUUUGGACGUGAUUAACCUUGAAACUACCGCCACCGCCCUAGAGACCGGUGGGUUCGAGCUUCACACACCUAACGAGCGGGCAGCAAAAUAUAUGCCUCCUACUAUUCCGAGCGGGAUACCUUGUACUGCCGUCGUCUUCGCUCGCCUACGGGUUGGGAUGUCGGAUCGAGGGAUCAAGCCAUUUCUUGUCCCAAUUCAUGACGGGAGAGUAAUGUACCCGGGAAUCACAUCCAGGUCACUUUCUCCUAGAGGCGGUACUCACCCAGUAAAUCACGCAUUGACCUCAUUCAAUCACGUUCAUCUACGCCAGUCCUCCCUUCUAUGCGACUCUCUACUCCCCUCCAAUGUCAAAACGGAGUUCUUCAAUAACAUCUCUCGUGUCGUCGUAGGUACCCUUUCGAUGGGUGCGCUAGGGGUGUCAGCGCUGCGUAUUGCGACUUUUGUUGCAGCCACGUAUAGCCAACGCAGGGCCGUUGUUGACUCCGCAAGACAAGUUCCUCGUACCAUCAUUUCCUUCAGUACACAAUAUUUGCCAAUAUUGGUCGCGAUCUCUCAGACGAUGGUUCUCAACACCUUCUCACAUGCUUCUCGGGACUGGUUCGUCGGAACUAGCAGUUCGAUUGCGCGACACUUUGUGGCUGCUGUCUACAAGGUCACCGCCGUAACGCUCGCAUCCGACAUGACUCUUGCUCUCGGCGACAGGUGCGGUGCACAAGGCUUGUUUGAAAUCAAUCAACUUUCUGUCUUACAUAGUGAGCUUCGAGGCGCAGCAACAGCAGAAGGGGAUAUUCUGGGGAUUUCAAUCCGUUUCGCGAUUGACGUUCUAUUAAAACGCGUCGUCGUCCCUCCUUCCACAGACCCUACAUCAUUAUUGGCUAGGCACGAGUCCUUGCUAGUCGCUGAAUUACGCGCUUUUUUGCAAGAUGCUACGGGGCCUCGCGAUAGGAGGACAGAGUCGGCGUUACUGCCUCAAUGCCAAGGACUGCUGGAGGCUAUCGGACAUCGUCUCGCAUAUGAUGCAGCGAAAGCACGGGGGAUAGAAGACGCAGUUUUGCAGCUUUAUGAGGCCAGUAUCGUGGCGUUGGACCCGGCUUGGUAUGUUGAGCAUGAAGGUAUCUCCCGCCGGAGACAGUGUACGAUGUUACUCGAGAGCGCGGACCACCUGUAUCCUAGGCUGGACGAGCUUUUGGCGGGGUUGCAAGUUGACGCGUACAUAACGGCUCCAAUAGUUUCAGAGGAGAGGUGGGAUGGGACACUAGUGUCGGCACGAACAGCGGUUGAGGUUUGGUCGUGA
Molecule: messenger RNA, 1647 nt
Organism: Stereum hirsutum FP-91666 SS1
Lineage: Eukaryota; Fungi; Basidiomycota; Agaricomycetes; Russulales; Stereaceae
Product: acyl-CoA dehydrogenase NM domain-like protein
Exons: 8
Coding region: 1-1647 (548 amino acids)
Biological process (GO): lipid homeostasis; fatty acid beta-oxidation using acyl-CoA oxidase
Cellular component (GO): peroxisome
Molecular function (GO): fatty acid binding; FAD binding; acyl-CoA oxidase activity
Source: RefSeq, a predicted model, not a curated record